AUGGGCACGUUCAUAUUCCAAUGGCCCUACAACGCGAACGAGGUGUUUGUAACGGGCACUUUCGAUGAUUGGGGCAAGACAGUGAAAUUGGACCGAGUGGGCGACGUCUUUGCAAAGGAGGUCAGCCUGCCAGUGGAGAAGACCCAGUACAAGUUUGUCGUGGACGGCACCUGGACCACGGAUAGUCGGGUACGUGAGGAGAACGACGAACACAACAACAUCAACAACGUGCUACUGCCCGAGGAGAUCAAGACCCAGACAGACUCUGGUGCUCACGGUCUCGCAACCAUGUCUGGCGUGACCCCCGAUUCCACCGCCGCCGCCCUGGCGGCCAACGUUCCCAAAGAAGAGGCAAAUGGCAGCCUGCCCGGUACCUUCCCCGAGACGCCGGGACAGGAAUCCGAACAGACGCUGUCCGUGAAUCCGAUCCCGGUCUCGGGUGGCUACGGGAAUCCGAUCAAGCUGAACCCAGGGGAGAAGGUCCCCGAUGCCAGCACGAUCCAUGGCAACACCGUCGAGUCGAGUGUGAAGCUGGACAGGGAGUCGUAUGAAAAGGGCGACAGCGUGCCUCUGGGCAGUGCUGGCGUCCAGAACACUCCUGAUACCGCCGGCCCCAGCGCUUUCAACCUGCCCCCGGUCUCCAAGAAUACCAUCCCUGAAUCCAGUCUCCCGAUCGGCGGGCCCGCGCAACGAGCGGCGGCGACGGACCUCGAGCACAACCAGCACGUCGGUGGCCCGGCACAGCAGGCCGCGAUGACGGAUCCGGGAUACACCAUCCAGUCGGCGGCACCCACCUCGACCACGGCUGCGUUGGCUGCCGGAGUACCGCUGGAGUCCCAGAAGGAGAAACAAACAAACGGCGACAAGCCCGUUUCCGAAGUUCCGCAGGUGGUGCAAGAGUCGAUCGCCGAGGCCCAUAAAGCCCCCGAAGCCACCACCAACAAGGAGGCUGUCGGCGAGAAGAAGGAGGUGGAACAGGAGCUUCAACGGAAGGUGGAUGUGAACGAGUCCUUGGGAGCCCCGGCUCCCACCACCACGGCGGCCACCUCAGCCACCGCCCCGAGAGGCACUACCAACCUCGGCGUGGAUUCGGUGGACGUGUCGCCGACCUCGACUCCUCCUCCGGGUCGUGCUGCACCCACCUCUGCGCCCACCUCUGCCCCUGCCACUGAGCCCAAGACCGCUGUGUCGGGUGUGGGCAAGGAGCAGAUCCAGGCCCCUACCGAGGGCGACUCGUCCGCCGAGGCCACCGGUCCGACCGUGACCACCGGUGUGGCAUCUGCACCGACAGCCGAAACCUCGACCGCGACGACCGCCGAACAGUCUGCCAGUACCGAGAAUGCUGCCGCCAUCGCGCAAAAGUCCGAAGCUCAGGGCAGCGCUAAAGAGGAGAAGAAGAAGAAGCGUCUGAGUGGAUUCUUCAGCAAGCUCAAGGAGAAGCUCAAGUAG
Penicillium alfredii is the source of this 1449-nucleotide messenger RNA. Its product is annotated as carbohydrate-binding module family 48 protein. Gene Ontology annotation, biological process: signal transduction. Gene Ontology annotation, cellular component: nucleotide-activated protein kinase complex; nucleus; cytoplasm. The record is from RefSeq and is a predicted model, not a curated record. Gene Ontology annotation, molecular function: protein kinase binding. The coding region runs from base 1 to 1449 and encodes 482 amino acids. The transcript has 3 exons. NCBI's taxonomy places the organism in Eukaryota, Fungi, Ascomycota, Eurotiomycetes, Eurotiales, Aspergillaceae.